This is a messenger RNA of Stylonychia lemnae, 795 nucleotides long. Lineage: Eukaryota; Ciliophora; Spirotrichea; Sporadotrichida; Oxytrichidae. The record is from the annotation of a GenBank genome assembly.
AUGUCAAGUGAAAGAUGGUCUGAUGAAGAUCAUAAUAGAUUUGUAAAAGCAUUAAAAACAAUCGGUAAAAACUGGAAGCAAAUAGCCAUUGAUGUCGGAACUAAAAAUGAGUAGUAAUGCCGAACUAGAGGCUUGAUAAUCUUUAAUAGAUUAUAAAGACAUUGUUGGGAUGAGGAGCUGAAAAAGAUAUUAACUCCUCAUUAAGGUUACAUGCCUAGAGAUGCAAUUGAGCUUAAGAAACGAGAAGAAAAAAGACUUUUAAAAUAAUAAAAAAAGGAUUAAAUUUUGGAGAAAAAAACUCAACUUUAGACUAAAAACUCAAAAUUAAAAACAAUUUUAGCAAGCAAGAAAGUAGAUUAAGGAACAACUACAGACAUUAUAAUGAAUACUUAAAAAAUUCCAAUCACUCCUUGCAAGCCUUUUAGAAUUGAUACUUCUAAACCAUUUAUGAUUAUUAACGAAAAGCAUCAUCUGUAUUAAAAAGAAUUGAAAAAGAUUAAUGAGGAAAAAGAAGAAGAAGAUCCCGAAUCAGAUAUUAUAAAAGUAAAGAGGUUCAAGAAAAUAGGGAAGUUUGAGGAGGAUUUAAUCUUAGAGCAGUCUAUUAAGGUUGAAGAUUUGAUCAGAGUUAAAGAUUAGGAUCAUUCAAUUAUUUAAAGUUCCUAGGAGACCUGUUUAUUAAAAUAUAGCCAGAAUAGCAACAAUAAUAAUAGCAGGCAUCUUAAUAAUCUUAAAAGCCUGUACUAGCAAGCUCUUAGAAAAGCUAGAAAAAAAUAUUUAUAACCUAGUCUUAGGUGA